Molecule: messenger RNA, 1203 nt
Organism: Ailuropoda melanoleuca (giant panda)
Lineage: Eukaryota; Metazoa; Chordata; Mammalia; Carnivora; Ursidae
Exons: 6
Coding region: 1-1203 (400 amino acids)
Source: RefSeq, a predicted model, not a curated record
AUGACCGUGUGCAUUCUGGGCAGAGAAAACCCCAAGAACAAGAGGAAAGCUCGCAGGAGCCCAGUGCUUUCCCGGAGUAACGGGCACGACACGAGCCGGCCGUUCCUGCGGGCUGACGUCUGCCUUCUGUCCCACGACGGUCUCUUCUGUGUUUCUAUCGCACACGUUCCUGAGACACCUAGUUGCACCGGGAACGAGUGCUUGGCGAGCACUGAAAACCGACACUCCGUUUUUGACUUCUCCCUGGGUGGGGUGGGGGGCUCCAAGGGCUGGAUUGGGUGGGGCUUCAGAGGCGGCUCCAAGGUGUGGGGCGGGGCCACAGGUGGGCUGGGACAAAGGGACCCCAAGUCCCUGCAGCUCGUGGGCGUGGGCGUCCUUAGGGCCUCUCCGCCUGCCGCCCUGCAGACCCAGAGCCCGAAGGUCGGUGCGACUCUGUCCCGCUUGGUUCCCCUGGCUGCACGUGGGAGCUGCUGCCCCUUUCCCGCAGUCACAGGAUGCACUUCCAAAAAACCAUCAGCUGGUUUGAGGAACAAGAUUUAUUACUCACAAUUCCUGGAGGAUACACGGAACACCCAAGGACCACCCAGUGAGAGAGAUCACAGGUUUCUAGUACGAAUAACUGGGCGGACAGAGUUCCUUUCCUGCACCGGGGGAUGCUGGACAAAGGCGCAGGAUUGGCGGAAGAGUCAUGAGUUCACGGUUGUUGUCACAGAUGACAUGGACGGCAAACCUAGACUGGAGAAAGACUCGGUGUGUGCUGUGCUGGAGGUUUUAGGGAGUGUGGAGAGGAAGAAUGCACUCUCGAAAUGGCCUAUCGACGUCUUGCUUUCUGCUGCCCGGCUUGGAGUGCCACUGCCAGCAACCUUUCCCAAAACUGCCCUGUGUCCAGUCCUCCUGCCCCAGAUGCCCCACACCCGCCCACACCAGCCUCUUCCUUGUCCUGGCCCGACAGCCUGGAUGUGGGCUCCUGGGCCUGACCCCUGCUCUCCCUGCCCGUGUGGACCCUCAGCGUCUUCUACUAAAGCUCUCUGUAGCCCACACCUGCAGUUUGGAAGCUGGUGUCUGAAGGAACCCCUUACGUUUAAGAAAUCUGCUCUCNACUGCCCUGUGUCCAGUCCUCCUGCCCCAGAUGCCCCACACCCGCCCACACCAGCCUCUUCCUUGUCCUGGCCCGACAGCCUGGAUGUGGGCUCCUGGGCCUGA